This is a messenger RNA of Salvia splendens (bonfire salvia), 840 nucleotides long. RefSeq lists its product as uncharacterized. The coding region runs from base 1 to 840 and encodes 279 amino acids. The record is from RefSeq and is a predicted model, not a curated record. Lineage: Eukaryota; Viridiplantae; Streptophyta; Magnoliopsida; Lamiales; Lamiaceae. The transcript has a single exon.
AUGAAGAAAUAUGGGUAUCAACAAAGCAGCUCUGAUCACACCCUCUUCAUCAAACGAGAAGGCGCGAAAAGCACUUGUUUGAUAAUUUAUGUGGAUGAUAUGAUUAUUACUGGAGAUGAUGACGCCGAGAUAGAGCGACUAAAGGGACAUCUUGCAGCGGAAUUUGAAAUGAAAAAUCUGGGUGACCUCAAGUACUUUCUCGGGAUCGAAGUACUUAGGUCUGGAAAAGGGAUCUUUAUCAGUCAACGCAAGUAUAUACUGGACCUCUUGGCAGAGAUAGGAAUGUUGGACUGUAGGCCAGCAGACACUCCUAUAGUUCAGAAUCAUGGGCUUCAAAUCACAAAAGGAGCGAACCCUACUGAUCGGGGAAGAUACCAGAGACUCGUUGGGAAACUCAUCUACUUAUCCCAUACGAGACCAGACCUUGCCUAUGCGGUAGGAGUCCUCAGUCAAUUUAUGCACAUUCCUCAAGAAGAACAUUGGGAAGCAGCGCUUAGGGUGGUACGAUACUGGAAAAGAACUGCCGGACAUGGAGUGCUAUUUCGGAAAAAUGGGCACCUAGACAUCCAUGGAUAUAUUGACGCAGACUGGGCAGGGAACCUGAUGGACAGACGAUCCACUGGAGGAUACUUCACCUUUGUUGGUGGGAACUUGGUAACUUGGAGAAGUAAAAAGCAGAAGGUCGUGGCACUCUCAAGUGCCGAAGCUGAGUUCCGAGGUAUUCGAAGUGGCUUGACCGAAAUACUGUGGCUUAGAAGGUUGAUGAGAGAAUUGGACUUGGAGUCACAGAAGACUUGCAAGCUGCCAUGUGAUAAUAAAGCUGCAAUCAGCAUUUCAUAG